This is a messenger RNA of Linum trigynum, 4005 nucleotides long. Lineage: Eukaryota; Viridiplantae; Streptophyta; Magnoliopsida; Malpighiales; Linaceae. The record is from the annotation of a GenBank genome assembly.
CAGCCCAUGUUCAUCAUUAGUUAUUAGUUUUCCCUGCAGCCCAAACAACCCAAAUAAGUGAAUAACAAGCCCAAACAACCCAAAGUGAAUAACAAUCUCCCGCCCGACUCCUCAUUACCAUUAUUCAUUAUUAGCUUCCCCUGCAAGUUUGGAACCAAAAAGAAAAAAGAAGACCAACAGUCUCGCUGAUCGCUGCUCCUGCUCGUCCCAAGAGGUAAAAUCUUUUUGCUCAAAACAUGCCAUAGAGGUGCCUAAUAUGAAUGCUACACUUGGACGUGGUGAGAAGCAAACAACUCUUGAGCACCGCUACCAUUUUGAAUACUUUAAUCAAUGCAUAGAUUUUCAGUUGGGAACAUUGAAUUCAAGAUUCAAUGAGUCCUCAGUCAGAUUGCUUCAAUUGAGUGGUGCACUAGACCCUAAAAGUUCUUUCCGGUCUUUUGAUGAAGAAAAUAUUUACAGACUUGCUGAAGAGUUUUAUCCUCGAGACUUUGAAGGCAAUGAGAUGAAUUGUUUGAAGAAUGAGCUAGGAUAUUAUGCCGAUCAUGUGGUUCAUAGUCAAGAAUAUGAUGUUUCUUCCCUUGCAAAAUUACUAGAGAAGCUGGUGGAAACAGGGAUGGUCGCACGGUACAGAUUGAUUUGUCGGUUGAUUCGUCUAGUGUUGACAUUGCCUGUUUCAACGGCUACUACAGAGAGAUCCUUUUCAGCAAUGAAACAUGUGAAGACUGAUUUGCGCAACAAGAUGGGCGAUGAAUUUCUUGCUGAUUGUUUAACUAUUUUCUUUGAGAGAGAGUAUGUUAUUGGUAUGGAUGAAGACUCAAUUAUUGACGAAUUUUCUAAAUUAAAAGACCGUCGUGUACAAUUGACAUUGUAAUGCAAACUAUAAUUUUUUUUUUGUUUACGGUAUCUAAUUUUAUGUUCGAAUCCGGCCCAGUGCACUUUUAUAUCCUGGAUCCGCCGCUGCCGUUAAAAUACAUGUUAGAUAUUUUAACAUGGUUCCACAACUUUUAUAAAAUACAACAACUAAUAUAACACUAAUGGUGAUUUGCAUAAUUUUUUUUUUCUGAUGGGAAUUUUCAAAUUUGCAUGUAGAUAUUUUGGUGCGAUUUGACCUAUUGGCCCACGAGAAGAGAAAAGCAAAUGAAAGGACCCGCAUGCAUGCGUUGCAUUGGCCAGUGGCCCAGCGCAGCGGUGAAAAAGGCAACUUGGACUUGGUCCCCAGCCAGUAUCCAACUACUUUUCGUUUUUUUGUCGGAAGUCGGAACAGAUCCUCUCUGAGGCAACUCGAAGUUGGGGAAGAGGAAUGUUGAAUGGGCUUCGGGCCCAUGGUCGUUCAAUAUCUGGCCCAGAAGGACUUCUGUUUGGGAUGAGUACAGGAUUUUUUUUAUACGAGUGUAUUCCCAUCCCCAGCGUCGAGUUUUUAUUUGGGUUUUUUUACAAAGGGAUACUUGUAUUGUAUUGCACUUUGAAUGAUCGAUUACAAGAGAACCAACAAAGCAAACCAAAAAUAGAACAAGGACAGAGAAACAUAAGCACAUAGAUGCUCAAUCAACGCUUCAGAGAUACAACAAGAAGAGCACAAAACCCAGAAAGAGUCAUCCAACAAAGGAUCUGAAACACUUGAACCAAAAUCAGUAUACACCGAAAGCUCUCUUGCAAGCAAAACAAACGAAGUAGCACCAAGCGCAAACAGCUCGUCCGAUCCGACCGAGUCCAUGACGAUUGAACACAAUGUCAUUAGCCGCCUCCGGGGAGUCGCUCGAAGACGCUCAACACAGUGAACUCACGGGUGAGAGAUUACAUGGCGGUGGACAUAGAUGAGGAUCGAAAUGCUCCGAGCUGAAGAGGCAGGGGAUGACGAGGCUCCAAGACUUGGUCAAGGGAAGCAGAAGAACCCAGAUCCCCCCAUCAAAGAACUGAACCCCACGAGCAGCAAGGCUAGACACUGCAAUCCAUCCUCCGUCGGCCACCUAGAUGCAGAACAACCACCUGGGAAGAACGAAGGGGAAAACCAGAGAAUCGAUUCACCACAUAAGCUGUUAAACCAACCAUCAUGAGAGAAGACCCAAGAUGCAUAACCCAGCCCCAAAGGAGAGCAAAUCCCAGCAAAAAACCCUAGAACCGGGGAGCGAAAUGCCAAGAAUGGCUUGAAAAGCUUGAAAGCUGAAAAAGCAUAGUGAAAACAACAAAAACAAAGACAGGGAAGUAAAAAGAGGUAGCAUGAAGAAAGAAAAGGGGAUAGGCUACCGCCGGUCACCAAGAGAUGCUGGCGGCAGCCUUGGGGAGCUUCAGAGCGAGAGGAAAGGUAGAGAGAGAUUAGAGCAAAUUUUUAAUUAAAGUUAGAGCGAGUCGAGUUUUUAUUUGGGUUAGCGGCUAAAUUGGUGCAUAAAUUAAAGUACUUCGUAAAGCGCAAUAAGCCCUUAUAUAUGGCGUUCUAAACAAAUUGACCCUUCUAAAUAACACCCCGUUAAACAUUUGCUAAAUAAAUUAUAAAUGAGUUCGAAUAGUGAUACGCCAUAUAAUUGUUUAUCACUAAAAUUCACCUUGUACCACAUCAAUUAAACCCAAGAGAUUAAAUGGUUUUAUAAGGCCAACUUAAUUAUAACAAUUAAAAUCAAUUAAGAUGGGUCACGGGGAUUGGAUUUUUGGGCCCAUGGCACCCAUGCCAAACCCACUCUGCGUGCCACCCUUGCCAUCAAUUCCAAAAUUUGGCUAAGUGUUGGAACCACCCCAGCACUUGGCAAGGGGGUGGGCAUCAUACCGCCACCCCCAUGACAUGGUGGGGGGGGGGGGGGGGGAGGGGGUGUGAUGACCGACUCCACGUCAGCAUAUCAGUUUCUUGGGACAGUUACUUCUGGUGGCUAUAAAUAGGAGGUAAAGUUGACAGAGAAGGGGUUCGCCAAAAUCACACAAGACAACACAAUGUCAACUUUUAUCCUUUUAUCCUUUCCUCUGCAAAUUUAGCCAUAGUUUUAGUUCUGGAGCUCUCACUGAACCUCCAUAGGAGUAGAGUUAAUGUAAUUUGCCUCGUAGAUCAUCAAGAACAUCGAACACCCUUGUUUGCACUUUGUUCAAAGAGGUGGAUCGUGUUUGUUAAUCGUUUGUUUGGAAGUAAAAAAGGUGCAAAAAUCAAUUCUCUGUUCAUCUAGUUUUUAUCGCUGGGAAAACAAUAAUAAAGAGACCAAAAUGUCAGGAGCUUAUCGUAAUGCAAGAUGGUGGGUCAUAAUAAGAGUGGGGGAUUAAACCACUAAUACCAUCGAAAUCACGUAGCUUGGCAAUACGUUUUGUUUUGAGGUUUAACCGCAAUCGAACAAAAGAAGGAAUAACUGAUCAACUGACCGCAAUUAACAAUUCAACUAGGCCUCCACAACAUGUUGUAGCAUCUUUAAUCAAUAGUUUCUAAGUAUGAUCAAUAAAGAUUGUGAGUGAAUGACGUAAAUUCCAAAAAUCAAUAGGUACUUGAGCUUCCAAACCCACCAUCCGCACAUAACUAACAAUUAGUACGACUGGCAAAAUAUUAAACUAGUUGCUACGGUGAACCGUUUUUCGGCGCGGUUUCAGUUGACGAUCAUGACUUAUAGCUUUGUUUUAAUUGUUAACUGCAACUAACAAUAAAUUUUGGUGCACUUAACGUCAACCAUACCGCGUUUCCCAGUCCUAGAUCGUAGUGAUGGCAAUUUCAACCCGCCUCGCGGGUAUUACCCGACCUGACUAGCGAUGGGGGCGGGUAUUACCCGAUCCACAGUAGCGUGGAGCGGGAUAUGGGUAUCUACUUUCGACCCGCCCUGCCCCGCCCGCCCCAUUUUAGACUCAAUUUCUUACAAUUUCUAUACAUAUUUCUCCUAUUUUGACUUUUCUUCAACUAGUUAGAGUCGCUCUUUCAACUUGUUAGACUCAAUUACCCAUUCUAUUAUCACUAUUUUUCAUUCUUAAAGUGUUUUUCCCUUCGUUUUAUCGUAAAAAGUAAAAUUUAUUUCUAUUUUUUCCGAAUAACAUGUAAUAUUGGGU